CAAAGUGCCCCCCACAAAAUGCAAAUUCAAAGAAACGAAAACGACAGCCACCAGUGAGAGCCAGGCAGUUGGAAACGAUUCAACGAAGACGAAGACGGUAACUGAUCACGAGUCAACCGACGGUUUCAGUAAUCCGGCCACGUACUCAGAUGAACCACUGUCGAUUCCGGUCACGUACUCCGACGAUCAAGCAGUCGGCUGAGCUCAGUUUCUCUCGUGCUGCCCACUUGGAAGCAGUUCCUUAGUGACAGGUUCAACAACCACCGGCUUGAAAUUGAAAUUGAAAUUGUGAAUUCCAGUUUUAGCUACUUGCAAACUGUGGCCUUGUUUAUUUUUCAUCAUAGUAUUCAUUUUGCUCACUGUAAUUGGGUCCUUAAUGCUUAGUUUAAUGUUAGCUGAAGAAGCAAACUAACCCAAAAAACUAGUUUCCACAAAGAAAGAAAUCCCUCAUGUUCUCUAAGGGCUGAGUGUUGGAAUCAAUGGUUAUAGAUUGACUAGUGCUGUUAGCAAAUAGCAAGGGUCAGUAUUUCGAGAUGGAGAGGAAUAGUAGAGGAUGAUCAUGGGCUCAAAGAUUGCCUUUUGCACAAGUCUCCAUCCUUUAUCUGGCAAGAAGAGUCAAAUCAAAAUCAGUGAGGGUGGUAUAAAUACUAAGUCUUUAUCAGAAAUUUGCAACUGCAUAAUGAGUUGCACAAAUCACUUUACAUGUCACAUUCACUAUUCAUUCGAAGAGUGAUGGCACCAUCUUUUCAAUUGUUAUGUGUUUAGGAGUGCGGAGAGAGAGAGAGCGGAGUGCAGAGGAGAAAUUUCCCCCGAACGCUCUCUCUGGAAGCUUCUUCUCCGAUCAAGUUUUCACAGGUUUGGGACUCUUCUCGCUGAUAGAGCUUUGUAGGAAGAAGAUAGAUAGACGGGGAGAGUCAGCCAUUGCUUCAGCAACGAUAGCACAAUGUAGAGUAGUGCUGAAGCUUUGCAAAAUGUUGACCCACCAUUCAUGAACUGAGUAAUAUUUCCAAUCAGUUGGCGACAUUGGUUUCUGACUUUCCAGCAAGGGAGGUUGCUCUCAGGUUUUUCUGUAAUUUCAAUUUAUUACAUUGUUGCAGAAGAUGGUGCUAGCUCUGAGCAUAGACAGUACUAAUAAAUAAUAAUGGACCUUUUUACUAUUCCAGUAUGUCACACAUGUAUGUUUUUAUUAUUACUGGUGAACCUAUUUAUUAUUGCUCAGUCUUUGAGUCUAGGAACAAGCAAAUUUAGUAGGUUUAAAUUAUCAGGAGUUUGUGAUUGUGUCAAUGAUGGAGAAUGUUGUUGUUUUGGGAUUCGGGGCUAGCAUGCCUGCCAUGAGAAACAAUGUAGCUCUGGCUGAGAAUGACUCAAAGUAGCUCUCAAUUAAUUUAUUAAUUUCUCAAUGCAGUACAAUUAACUUAUUGGUUACUCUUUGGUUAUUUGGUUGAUGACCUGUAUGUCAUCCUCAUGAAAUUUUGCAGGGAGUAGGUGGCGUAGAAAAUGUAGCGCCUGAGAUGCUAACAAGAUGUGGUGUUGGUCGCCCUCUAUUGUACGAUUAUCACAAAGUAGAGCUAGCUAACACGAAUAUGUUAUUCUUUCGUCCAGAACAGGUUCAACAUCUUAUGGAGAAAUGCUUACCCUUUCACAUUAGUCUUGACCAAUGCAUUAAGGCCUUAACAUAUCUGCACACAUUACACCACUCGUCACACUUACAGAUUGCUUAUUGCUCAAAGAUUGGGGAAGCUGCAGGAAAAAAGGGUGGAAACCUCGACGCACAAUUAUCUUAUCCAGUUGGCAUGUUGAAGAAUACAGCCUGAUAGGAUCAACUGAAUGGGUAGAAUACUUUGGUGAGAACUGAAGUAGAACUCAAUAUGCAGCAAGUUUCUAUUUGUGCACUGAUUCUGAUGUUGGUUUUUGGGAAAAGGAAGUUAAAAAAAAAAAAUUGAGAAUUUGAUUGAUGUCAUUGAAGGGCUUAGACAGAGGAAAUAUGAUUGCAAGCUCAAUGUGCUGCUCAAAUAUCUGAACUGGCUGCUCCCAAGAGAGAGGAAGUUAUCCUCGAAGAUUUAAACAUGAGAUUGAAAGAGCUCGAGUACGAUGUGCAAGUGCAAAUCAAACUGAAAGAUGCCUUGGAUGAAGAAACCACAAAGGAGCACGAGUUACUGAUGAAAGUUUUGAGUGGGACAGGGUUUGGACAGCUUGAGUGAAAUCGACAUCGUGAACCGCAGAAAGAUCUACAAUAUGCAGCAGGCUUAAUAAGUGGUGUUGUUUUCAGCAAAUAAUGAUCCAGCAAACAACUGUUAUAACUGAAUUAUAAUUGCUAUUUUAUUAGGCUCAGCCAUAUUAUUAAUAAAUUUCAGGCGGAUAACAAAUCCGCAGCAAUGCGCGGGCUUGCUAACUAGUUUCUAUGAGAUGGGACAAGUAGAUAGGUGAGGUAAUUGUCCUGACGAUUAGAGUGAUUAACUUCCAGACUAGCUGUACUUUGAAUUUCGUCAAAAGUAAUUUAUAAGAGGGCUGGAAUGUGGAUUCUUAAAGAGGGUAAAUGUGCUUCAACUCUUAAGUAAUCAUAAAGGGAUGGAAGAUGGAAGAUGGAUUUUGGCUAUUGCUAGAUGUUAAGGUUCCUAUAUUUCACCCUGCCGUUGCUAAUCUAUUUACUUUACCAAACAACGGUGUAGAUUAUAUAUCGUCCCGGUUGCUAAUCUAUUUACUUUACCAAACAUGAAACAGAUUCGAGCUGAUAUCCUGAAUUAACUUUUUCCUGCACUGCACCAGGAUCAAGGCAGUAAAAUUUUCAUUACUUGCAGACAAUCAUGGCCGCCUCCCACCUGGUUGCCACCUUGUUCUCUGCACCUUGUAUCUCCUCUAAAGCGAAUAGCCACCUGCUCAGGUUUAAAAAUGAGGUGUAUGUAUUUGAAAUACUAAUAGCAUGCAAAGAGAAGAAUGGCAUGAGAUUCCCUACACAUCAUUUGUACUUUUCUCCUCCUCUCUCCUAUAAAUACCAACGCCUUCUACUCGCCACUUCACCACAACCCAAAGCUAGCUAUCUACCACUGAUCAUACUAUGGCAAAGCAUUUAGCUCUCGCCUUUUCUCUUUGCUUGCUUGUUCUCUUCCACGGCUGUUUAGCCAGACGCCAACAAUCUCAGUCCAGCCAGCAAAAUGAGUGCCAGCUGAACCAGAUCCAAGCCCGCGAGCCUGACAACCGUAUUGAGACUGAAGCAGGUCGGAUUGAGUCAUGGGACUACAACCAGGAUGACUUGCAGUGCGCUGGUGUCGCUGUUCAAAGAAUCACCAUUGAGCGUAAUGGCCUUCACUUGCCUUCUUACACUAACACUCCAAGGCUUGCAUACGUUGUACAAGGUAGGGGUCAUCUAGGGAUGGUAUUCCCUGGCUGUCCUGAGACAUUUGAGGAGUCUGAGCAAUCUGAUGAAGAACAACAGGGUCAGCAACAACAAUGGCAAGGCCAACAACGGGGCCGCCAGCAACAGGGACGCCGACAAGGACAAUUCGGACAGCAAGGCCAACAAGGACAACAAGACUUUGAACAGCUAGACCGACACCAGAGGGUGCGACGUGUCAAAGAAGGUGAUGUUAUCGCAAUCCCCGCCGGAGUCGCAACCUGGUCUCACAACGACGGUGACAGAUCUCUUGUUUUUGUUACUCUUUUAGACAUCGGCAAUAACCACAACCAGCUUGACGAAAACCCAAGGCGAUUUUAUCUUGCUGGUAACCCACAAGAUGAGUUCAACCAACAAGGCCAAAGCCAAAGCCAAAGGAGACAACAAGGACAACAAGGACAACAAGGAAGGAGCAGGCAGCAACGGCAGGGAAACAACAACAACAACAUCUAUGCCGGCUUCGAGACACAGCUCCUCGCCGACGCUCUCAACAUCGACCAACAGACUGCCCAGCAGCUCCAGGGACAGAACGACAACAGGCCACAGAUUGUUAGGGUUCAGGGACGUCUCGACUUUGUCGAGCCACCACGGUCACAGAGGGAGGAAAGACAACUGCAAGGACAACAAGGACAACAGGGACAGAAUGGCCUUGAGGAGCUAUUCUGCCACAUGAAGAUCAAGCAGAACAUCGGCAAGCCUUCAUUGGCCGACGUCUUCAGCCCGCAAGCCGGUCGCAUCAGCACCCUCAACAGCUUUAGCCUGCCUAUUCUCAGGCACCUCCGCCUCAGUGCUGAGAGAGGCUUCUUGUACAACAAUGCUAUCCACAGCCCACACUGGAACUUGAAUGCCCAUGAGAUCGUCUAUGUCAUCAGAGGUAGCGCCAGGGUUCAGGUGGUGAACGACAACGGCGAGACCAUCUUGGACGACCAGGUCCGCCAGGGACAGCUCUUCGUCGUGCCACAGAACCACGCCGUGUUGCAGAAGGCCAUGAGCAACGGAUACGAGUACAUUGCCUUCAAGACCGAUGACAAUGCCAUGAUCAACACUCUGGCUGGCAGGACCUCCGUCCUGCGGGCACUCCCCGACGUGGUCCUCGCCAACGCCUACCAGAUGGACCGGGAGCAGGCAAGGAACCUCAAAUACAACAGGCAGGAGACCCUUGCCUUGAGCUCCUCAAGGUCUUCCCAGUCACAGAGGUACUGGUGGGAGUAAAUGAGAUGUAAAAAAGAUGUGUUGCGGCAUGUAGUGUUAAAGUGGUACUUGCUAGCUAAGCGGUAGAGAAUGAAUAAAAGUAAGCCUUUAAUGUAUGGCUCUCGUGUACUACCAGAGAUCUAAUGCACUCGGUUAAUAA
This is a messenger RNA of Rosa chinensis, 4742 nucleotides long. RefSeq names its product prunin 1 Pru du 6-like. The transcript has 11 exons. Gene Ontology annotation, molecular function: nutrient reservoir activity. Lineage: Eukaryota; Viridiplantae; Streptophyta; Magnoliopsida; Rosales; Rosaceae. The record is from RefSeq and is a predicted model, not a curated record. The coding region runs from base 3056 to 4603 and encodes 515 amino acids.